GUUUCUGUUUGGUGCAUCGAAACCACAAUAGUAACAGUCAUUUUGGCUUCAUAAUUGAUAUUGGAAAUGAGAGGAGGUUCUUGCUCCAACAUGCUAAGAUUGGCUAUUCGUUGUCUUCCCAUUAUAUUAAUCUUGUUGGCGGGUUUUUGCCAUGGACAAACAAGUAAUGAUAGCGGAUCAUCCACUGGAACAGACGCUACCUCCGAUUCGGAUACUAAUACUGGUUCAAGUACUAACACCGGAACUGGUACCGGCUCUGAUACCGGCUCCGGUACCGGUACAGGUACCGGCACCGGCACUGGCACUGGUACUGGCACCUCUGGUACUGCCACUGGUUCGUCUAACCAGCCUGUCAGGGUUCGAUUUAGUAACCUUCAGCUGCAACUCAACGGUCUAAGGCUUCAAAAUAGCAGACGACGUAGUGCAAAGAAAAAGGGCAAAGGUACUCGACGGCGGAGUGCACGAAAUAAGGCACCGAGACGAAAGGUAACCAAAAUCAGACGCAAUAGUCGCCGUUCGCCGCGUCGUCGUCCGUCGGGUCGUCGUUCGUCGCGUCGUCGUCCCCAACGUCGUCGUAGCCGCACCAUGCCCAACAGAGCACGCAAGAAUAGAGGUUAAUUUUGGUGGUAGUAUAAUAGUCGUUUUGGGUAAUUUAUUGUCUUAUUUAUUCUGAAAAAUACAUGCAAACUGCGAAAUGUUUAGAUGACAUUA
Hermetia illucens (black soldier fly) is the source of this 711-nucleotide messenger RNA. Its product is annotated as period circadian protein-like. The record is from RefSeq and is a predicted model, not a curated record. The transcript has 2 exons. The coding region runs from base 67 to 618 and encodes 183 amino acids. NCBI's taxonomy places the organism in Eukaryota, Metazoa, Arthropoda, Insecta, Diptera, Stratiomyidae.